This is a messenger RNA of Cicer arietinum (chickpea), 2225 nucleotides long. RefSeq names its product probable mediator of RNA polymerase II transcription subunit 26b. Gene Ontology annotation, cellular component: nucleus. NCBI's taxonomy places the organism in Eukaryota, Viridiplantae, Streptophyta, Magnoliopsida, Fabales, Fabaceae. The record is from RefSeq and is a predicted model, not a curated record.
UCUCUUUCUCUUCUCUUUUUCUAAACUUUCUUCAAACCAAAUUGUGUUUGAUCAAAGUCAAAACACACCCAUCAUCACAAUUCAGAAAACCCUUUUCUCUUCUCUCUCUCUCUCUCUCUCUCUCUCUCUCUCAAGUGUUUCUUGGAAGAGAAAGGAAAAAGUACAAGUUUCGUAGUCACGCGGUAUUGUUGUUAUUACCUCGCAACAUUACGUAGACAUAUUCAACGAACUGUUAAAAUCUACAUAGAUUUUUUCAAGAUAAAGAAAACCAGAAGAAGAAGCAAUAGUGUGGAAUUUUCGAUGACCCCAUGAGAUAAAAAUUCAAUUUUUAAUCGUGGGUAAUUCGUUUUGAUUCUAUAUUUAGAUCCAGCUGUUGAAGGAUUGAUUUGGGGUUGUGAAUUUUUUGUUGCUGUUGAGAUUGAAAAUGAAGUCAGGGUCACUGGAUCAGUGGAGGAACUACUUUAGGUCGUCAAAUUCGGAUAUUUUCGACAUAAUUGACUAUGCAAUUGUGGUUGCUGCUUCUGAUUGUCCAAAGGAGUUUAAGUUGAGGAGAGAUAAGAUUGCUGAGAGGUUGUUCUCUUGUAAGUUGACUCGUUGUUUGGGGUGUGAUAAGGUUGAAUUGGCUGUGAAUGGGGAUGAUGAUCAUGAAGGUUGCAAGAGUGAUGGUGUUGAGUUUGGAGCUGGUGGAAGCAAAGAGAGUAAGGUGAAUGAUCAUGGAUUGAUGAUGGAUGGUAACCUUGUUAGCAAUUAUAGCUUUGGUGAAGCUGAGGCUUUGACUGAUGAGAUUGAAGAAGAAUCUCAGUUUGUUGGUGAGGUUUUGAGGAUUAGAGACAUUCUCAAUAACCGUGAUGAAGAGUCUGACUCUGUGCUGUUUGAGUCAUUGAGGAGGCUUGAGCUGAUGGAACUCUCUGUGGAUCUUCUGAAGGCAACUGAGAUUGGAAAGGUUGUCAAUCCUCUCCGAAAGCAUGGAUCAAAGGAAGUACGUCAACUCGCACGGACUCUUAUCGAUGGCUGGAAAGAAAUGGUGGAUGCGUGGGUGAAGGUGACAACAACCACCGCUAUCACAGGCUCAGAAGGUGGCACGCCAGAUUCAGUGAAUCCGUCUGUUGUCGACGAUGAAGAGUUGGAAGAAGGACUUCCAUCACCUCCUUUGGAUGAAGGUGCUUUCUUUGUCGCUCCCACUGGCACGAUUGAACUCUCACAGUUCUUCGAUGGCAUGGAUGAUGAUGGAAAUCCUCGACAGAGUGUGCAAUUCAAUAAGAACCGUGACAACGGCAGAAAGCCAACCUCGGGAAAUCAAGUUACCGACAAGAGGAAAUUGCAGGCUUCCAAUGAAACAACCCUUGCUGGCAACGACAAUAAGAGUCAGCAAAUGAAGAAAAAUGAGGCCGCUGUGAGGCUGUAUAAGCCGGUAGCUGCUGAUUCUGGUCUUCGUAGACCACCAAGUUCAAAUGAUCAGCGAAAAACCAAUAUGGAGCUGAAGAUGCAGCAAAAAGUAGAAAAUGGAACCCUCACUAAGAGGCCUCUCGUUACUCAUCAAGAGAAACCCAAGUGUUCGGAUGACGCCGCUAAGCUCGAAGCCACUAAGCGGAAACUUCAAGAGCGCUAUCAACAAGCUGAAAAUGCUAAGAGGCAAAGGACAAUUCAAGUUAUGGAAUUGAACGAUCUUCCAAAGCAAGGGGGCGGCCUACGAAAUUCACAUUUCAAACCGGGAAAUCACAAUAGGCAAUGGGGUCAAGGGCGUAGAUAGACCUCCUAUCUUCGAGAGGACGGAGAAAGAUGAGCGAAAGGUUAUUUUGCCGGCUAUUUAAUGGAUUGAAGUUUGAUCCCCUCUCCUUGAAUAUAGAAAAAAUAACAGAUACAUUCAACAUUUUUACAUCAAUAGAGUUAUUUUGAUUUUUAGAGGGAAGUAAACUUUGAAACAUCGAUUAUUUCCCGAGUUAUAUAUCGUCGAGUACAUAGGAAUUUUGUUUUUCCAAUAUUUGGUCUUGGAAAAAGGAUCCUAACUUGGCAUUCCUUUGCUUACUUGGUCGUUCCAUACUUAUAUUGUCUAUAGAAAUCUCGAUUGUUUCUUGACAAUUUACAUUGGUCACAUAUUUUACUUACAUUAGGGUCAUAUAGCAUAUAGUAUGUGCAAAUUUGAUUAUGUAAGCAGGUUUAUAUGAAUACUCUUUUGUAGACUUUUUACUUUUGGAAUACAAUGUUUCCAAAAAUUCAAUAGUUCA